Molecule: messenger RNA, 291 nt
Organism: Phytophthora sojae
Lineage: Eukaryota; Oomycota; Peronosporomycetes; Peronosporales; Peronosporaceae
Exons: 1
Biological process (GO): carbohydrate metabolic process
Cellular component (GO): extracellular region
Molecular function (GO): cellulose binding
Source: RefSeq, a predicted model, not a curated record
CAGGUGACUCUGGUUCCUGGCUACAGUGACUGUGGAGGCGUCGGCUUCAACUACACCGUGUACAUGCCAGAGGAUCCGGUCACGAGCGACCUGACCAGACUCACCUGCGAGCCUGGUUACAGAUGCCAGGGCGUCGACGGGAGCGACGUCUUCACGUGCGACGUGUGGCCCAGUCGCGAGCCUGUUCCGUUCUACGGCCAGUGCGGAGGUGGCAACUACGACGGCCAGACCUUCUGUGCCCCCGGAGCGGUGUGCAAGUACAUCAGUCCGAGCUUCUCGCAGUGCCUCCCC